Brachypodium distachyon (stiff brome) is the source of this 1503-nucleotide messenger RNA. Its product is annotated as SUPPRESSOR OF GAMMA RESPONSE 1. Gene Ontology annotation, molecular function: DNA-binding transcription factor activity; transcription cis-regulatory region binding. The transcript is spliced from 6 exons. Gene Ontology annotation, biological process: regulation of DNA-templated transcription. Gene Ontology annotation, cellular component: nucleus. Lineage: Eukaryota; Viridiplantae; Streptophyta; Magnoliopsida; Poales; Poaceae. The record is from RefSeq and is a predicted model, not a curated record. Bases 113 to 1183 code for a protein of 356 amino acids.
GUUCCAUUCCGCCUCACUUCCGAGAAGUUCCCCACCUCCCCUCUGCCUCUCCCCUCGGCUUUGCUUGAUCGUUCCCCACUCCGCUUCCCAUCGCAGCAGCCCGUCCGGCGCUAUGGAAGAGUCAUUGAUUAUUACUUGGAAGACAAUUGCUAAAAUAAUACGAAAGUCAACUAAUAUGUCGCCCUUCGAAAUUGAGAAAUUGGUUGCAGAGGCAUGGAGGGAGUGCCCAAACUGCAAAUGUCGCAUUGAUAACGAUGUUUCAUCACAGUGGCCAGGACUCCCAGCGGGUGUUAAGUUUGAUCCAUCUGAUCUGGAACUGCUCACACAUUUAGAAGCAAAGGUUGGCCUCGGAAAUUCAGCGUCCCAUAUACUGAUAGAUGACUUUAUUCCAACCAUAGAGGAGAUAGAAGGAAUCUGCUAUACGCACCCAGAAAAUCUCCCUGGUAUCAAGAUAGAUGGCACCAAUAGUUAUUUCUUCCAUACAAUAUCAAAUGCGUAUGAUGUUGGCCAGCGUAAGCGUCGCAAGGUCGUCAGCAGUGAUCAUACUGUUCGUGAUGAGCCUAUCAGAUGGCACAAGACUGGUAAAUCUAGAUCCAUCUCAGAAAAUGGUGUGGUGAAAGGCUGGAAGAAAAUAUUGGUUCUUUACAUAGGUUCUAAGAAAAAAGGUGCAGAUAUAUAUAAAACUAAUUGGACGAUGCAUCAGUAUCACCUUGGGGUAGAGGAAGAUGAAAAACAUGGGGAGCUUGUUGUUUCGAAAAUCUUUUGGCAGUUGCGGUCAAAUAAAACCAGGAAGUCUCAAAUAUAUGUUGUUGAUGAAGAAUACGAUUCAGUUGCUGGGGAAAUCGAUCCGACAACCCCAAUGACAAACCCUCCGCAGCCUCGUCGCCUGAACAGUAGCCCAAGCAAAACCGAGCAGAAUGAGGAGGAAGACGAAGAGUAUGGCUUAACCUCGCAGGCCAUCAAUGACGCGGCGACACUACCUGGCCUGGCUGAGCACCCGCUGUCCAACGGAACCCACACAUGUCCCAAGAACGCGCCACUGCCUCUUGACAUGGACGCGCUCCACGGGUUCUCUCACUUCGACAAAGAUUUGUUCGAUCUGCCUGACAAUCCUUUUGGGUCGCAGGAUAGUCUCAGCUGGCUGGACCUGGACGACAAGCACAUAGAGGAGAAGGAAUUUUGAAAUUUAGCGGCGCAAUACAGAGAGCCUGUUUUUUGCUCGUGAUGUGUGUAUCUGUGUGCACGAGUGAUCCUUCUCCUGAGAAAGUUUUUGUAUACUAGUAUGAUAUUGCAGCCUGCGAAUAAAUGUACCUCAGCUAUGUUUCCGGUGGUGCUGGCAAUAGUAGUAGAUUAGUCGGACAUUCUCGAGUAACAUCUCCACUCGGAAUGUUCUGUUUUUGAGGAACAUGCUAUGUCUGAGCAAUACAUGGACCAUCGGAUGUUUUCUAUUAAUGUUCCUUGUGUUUCCCCCCUCAGUUCGGCUCUUGCUUCUUUAAGUCCAAA